Messenger RNA from Malania oleifera, 678 nucleotides. Its product is annotated as UDP-glycosyltransferase 71A16-like. Bases 31 to 678 code for a protein of 215 amino acids. Lineage: Eukaryota; Viridiplantae; Streptophyta; Magnoliopsida; Santalales; Ximeniaceae. Gene Ontology annotation, molecular function: UDP-glycosyltransferase activity. The transcript has a single exon. The record is from RefSeq and is a predicted model, not a curated record.
AAAGCUAAGGGCAUUUUGGUCAAUACGUUCAUGGAGCUGGAAUCACAUGCUCUCGAGUCCAUUCUACUGGAUGGUAACAUCCCUCCGGUGUAUCCCGUGGGGCCUAUACUCAAUUUACAACAACAGCAAGAGGCUGGACCCGCCGGAAUCAUGACGUGGCUCGACGAGCAGCCUCCUUUAUCGGCUGUGUUCUUAUGCUUCGGAAGCAUGGGAAGUUUUGGUCCCGAUCAAGUAAAAGAGAUUGCACGAGCCCUAGAGCGUAGUGGGUAUAGGUUCCUAUGGUCCUUGCGCCGACCGCCAUCAAAGGAGAUCGGUGCAAUGAUCAGUGAAUAUGUCGAUCUACAAGAAGUCUUGCCAGAAGGAUUCUUGGAUCGGACCAUUCAUACAGGCAAGGUGAUUGGAUGGGCUCCGCAAGUAGCGAUCCUGUCCCACCCAGCAAUUGGUGGGUUCGUCUCACACUGUGGAUGGAACUCCACGUUAGAGAGUGUGUGGUGCGGGGUUCCGAUUGCCACUUGGCCGAUGUACGCAGAGCAACAGAUUAAUGCCUUUCAAAGAGAGAGAGAGAGAGAGAGAGAGAGAGAGCGUUCUCCUAUUGCUCAACUCCUACCUCAGUGGUAUCAAUUAGAAUGGAAUCUCUUAGGUAUCCAAUAUUUUAUCUACGCGAAACAUAACUCAUAA